Messenger RNA from Impatiens glandulifera, 360 nucleotides. RefSeq lists its product as uncharacterized. The transcript has a single exon. Lineage: Eukaryota; Viridiplantae; Streptophyta; Magnoliopsida; Ericales; Balsaminaceae. The coding region runs from base 1 to 360 and encodes 119 amino acids. The record is from RefSeq and is a predicted model, not a curated record.
AUGGAGGUUGGAGCUAAAUUGAGCAAGAACGAAAAGGGAGAAAAUGUGGAUUCAACAUUGUUCAAAAGUCUCGUUGGAUGUCUAAGGUAUUUGCCAUGUAUUCGGCCGAAUAUUCUUUUUAGUCUUGGAAUUAUUAGUCGAUACAUGGAGGUGCCCACGACGGAGAAAGUUAAGGCGGUAAAGAGGAUUUUGAGAUAUUUAAAAGGUACAAUUGACUUUGGACUGUUUUGUUCAUCGUCCAAGGAAUUUCAACUUGUUGGAUAUUCCGAUAGUGAUUUUGUCGGAGAUAUUGAUGAUCGGAAGAGCACAACUAGAUUUGUGUUUUUUAUGGGGUCUAAUGCAAUCUCAUGGAUUUUGUAG